This is a messenger RNA of Oryzias latipes (Japanese medaka), 951 nucleotides long. It is a transcript of the gene fkbp1b, whose product is annotated as FKBP prolyl isomerase 1B. Gene Ontology annotation, molecular function: peptidyl-prolyl cis-trans isomerase activity. Lineage: Eukaryota; Metazoa; Chordata; Actinopteri; Beloniformes; Adrianichthyidae. Gene Ontology annotation, cellular component: cytoplasm; sarcoplasmic reticulum membrane. Gene Ontology annotation, biological process: protein peptidyl-prolyl isomerization. The record is from RefSeq and is a predicted model, not a curated record.
UAACUCGGCUGCCUGAAGCUGCGGCUCGGUGGUCUGUGAAUGCAUGGUUUCCAUCCAUAAAUCCCGACUUGAAGCGGGUAACUGUCUAUAGAAGGAGUCUUUCAACCUGUUUUGCUAUUACAUUUUUUUUUUUGUACUUUUGAAAUUAUGGGCGUGGUCGUGGAAACAAUAUCCCCCGGCGAUGGACGAACAUUUCCAAAGAAAGGCCAAACAUGCGUGGUUCAUUACAUAGGCAUGUUACAGAACGGAAAAAAGUUCGACUCCUCCCGGGACAGGAACAAGCCUUUUAAGUUCAAGAUUGGACGGAUGGAGGUCAUAAAAGGCUGGGAGGAAGGAGUUGCACAAAUGAGCCUCGGUCAAAGAGCCAAAAUCACCUGCACACCUGAUAUGGCGUACGGCGCCACCGGCCAUCCCGGGGUCAUCCCACCAAACGCCACCCUCGUUUUUGACGUGGAGCUGCUCAAGCUGGAGUGAAGCCUGCAACAGAAAAACGCUAAAGGUUGUUUCAGUGAGGGGGCCACACCUGGUUGCCACCUCCUUUAUUUUGAUCUCUACGGUCCUCUAACUCAGCAUUUACAUGUGUCCUGUGCUGCUUUGUUGCCAUCCUGUCCUUAUAGAUUUUGCUACAAAGAAACCCCAAGACUUUUACACCAUUUUUGAUUUCUUCAUCUUAAUCGAAACAAACUGCCUUACCAAAUGAUGAAUGGAAGAGGACAUGUAUUCAAGAUACAACAUCUCUGCUCUGUAUAUUACCUGGGCAUUAUACACACAACUGUUUGCAUUGUCACUUUGAUAAAGUGUUGUCCUGCUGAAUGCUCUGAAUGACCUUUAGUUUAUUUUAUAAAUUUUAUGCACAUUUGCGGCAAGUGUACCCGAUCAACUUCAACCCAAUACUGUACAGCACUCAAGCCAAUAUGACCUAAAUAAAAGUGGGGUGUACUGUGUUGAGAA